AUGAGAAGAGGCAAGAGGCGGGUAGCAGAGAAAGUUGAAGAUGAUCAAGAAAGUCAACAACUUGGCCUUUCUUUUGCUGAUCUUCCAUCCCACAUCAUUGGCCACAUUCUGCUAAGACUUCCCAUUAAGUCUGUUUUCAUAUGUAAAUGUGUUUGUAAAAGUUGGAAAGCUUUGAUCUUAGACCCAAAAUUUGCCAAGCUGCACUUUGAGCAUGCCCCGGUUGCUCUGUUACGGGGCAUGGAUCCGGGGCGGGGCAUGGAUCUGGGACGAGGGUCAAGAAUCGUACAACUUCUUGAGUUUGAGCCUGAAACUUUUGAAAAUGAUGAUGACCAACUAUAUUGCUGGGAGGACUUAUUACCCGAAUGCAACUUUCACUUGAAGCUUGAGAACAAACUCAAGCUUCCUCUUCCUAGUGCCAGACUAGUUGUGGUGAAUUCUUGUAAUGGCUUGCUUUGUUUGUCUAAUCUGGACAGAGACUAUUUUGUUGUUUGCAACCCAAUAACAGGUGAGUUCAUAAGACUUCCACAAGCUACUAGAGUUGAUAAUACUGAUGGUGUCCGGCACAAAGAAGUAUACUGUGGUUUUGGUUUCCAACCCAAAACUAAUGAAUAUAAGGUGGUAAGAAUAUUGAAGAGACAUUUAGUCCGGUUUCAGGAGAAUAAGGAAUGUAUGGCUGUUGAAAUGCACACACUAGGGACAUCAACAUGGAAGAAUGUUGAUGUUGAUCCUAGGGAUUUUAAAUGGCUUGAAUUUCCUGCGGUCUUUAAAGGGCUUGGAUUUCCUACUUGUGUGAGUGGAGCACUUCAUUGGAUUAGUUUUUAUUACAGGACAAUAUUGUGUUUUGACUUUGAAGGUGAGAGGUUCCAAUCCUUCCCUUCUCCUCCUCAUUUAUUUGAAAACAGAAAAGAUACAAGGCAUAUCACCAUGGGAGAAUUAAGGGGAUCUCUUUACAUAUGUGAUUCAUCUUCACCUUCUAAAUCUUCAGUGGGUACUCCUUUCACGAUGGGUACUCCUUUCACGAUGUGGAUUAUGAUGAAAUAUGGUUUCGGAGAAUCAUGGACUAAGGUUUUUAGCAUUGAUCCCGUGGGCAGAUAUCGCUGGCCUUGUGGUGGUUUAUGUUGGCCAGUACAACAAUUUAAAAAUGGUGCUGCUAUGUUGAUGUAUCAUUCCGACAAUUGCUUUAUCUACCAUGAACCUGAAAAGCAUAGAUUCAAACUUUUUAAGGUUCGUGGGACUCAAUCAUCAUUUGAGGUUAUUCCUCAUUUUUCCAAUUUCAUCUCAUUGAAGGAUGCUGUGAAAGGAGACAAUAUUGAGGUGCUGAAUGUCCACUCAAGGUGUGCAGAGUUGAAAUUGCAUGAACAAAAUGAAGUUCUUUUUUUGACUAAAGUUCUGAACAUUGAAGUGACAAAAUUGGAUUACAUAUCAUCUAAUGAUGAAGAUAGUGAAGAUGAAGAAGAACAGGGUGAAGAGCACACCUCCUAA
Messenger RNA from Lotus japonicus, 1482 nucleotides. RefSeq names its product F-box/kelch-repeat protein At3g06240-like. The record is from RefSeq and is a predicted model, not a curated record. The coding region runs from base 1 to 1482 and encodes 493 amino acids. Gene Ontology annotation, molecular function: protein binding. The transcript is spliced from 3 exons. NCBI's taxonomy places the organism in Eukaryota, Viridiplantae, Streptophyta, Magnoliopsida, Fabales, Fabaceae.